Messenger RNA from Notodromas monacha, 246 nucleotides. Lineage: Eukaryota; Metazoa; Arthropoda; Ostracoda; Podocopida; Cyprididae. The record is from the annotation of a GenBank genome assembly.
AUGGCGCGGCAUAGAAACGUCUGUGAUGCUCCGAAACCGGCUGUUCCGGAGGAAAAACCCACUCGAAGAUUGAAAGCCGAGAAACAAGUGCUCGAUUCAGCGCCAAUCGAAGCUCCAGCUCCUCCCGCACCACCUCCGGAGCCAUCACCAACGCCACCACCACCAGCACCACCUGCGGAACCUAUUGCAUCAACUCCCCCAAAGAGAAUCGGGAAUUCAUCCACCAGGAAACGGAAAAUGAAAGAC